CCACCAAUGAAGUCCAGGAGCACACGCGCUGCGUGCGAUUCGCCCGCGCUUCAACAGCACAGCCAAUCAGAGGCGCGGAUCCUGAGGGGUGACCCUGCACUUCUCCGUGUGUUAAGAAGAGCGUGAGGACAGCCCGGAGCGUGCGCCAAAGGGUAUCAGCAAUGGAGGCACGAAAAAAUGAAAAGAAUGAAGCUAAAGGAAAAGGAGGAAACAAAGCCUUACAGGUUGACAGACCGGAGAUCAUGCCUCAAGCAGAAAGGAUACCCAACUUCAGUGCCCUUCCCCAGGCAGUGAAGAGGAGAGUCUACGCUCUGAAGAGACUGCAGGUCCAGAGUGCUCAUAUAGAGGCCAAAUUCUAUGAGGAAGUCCAUGAGCUGGAGAGGAAGUAUGCUGGUCUCUACCAGCCCAUCUUUGACAAGAGGAGAGAAGUGGUGUCCGGAGCAGUGGAGCCUACAGAUGAAGAAUGUGAGUGGCACAGCGAAGGGGAGGAAGAAGAUCUGGCUGAGGAUCUGAAGAAGAAAGCUGCUCUGGAGGAGAAGAAGGAAGACGCUGCUCCUGCUGAGGACCCAAAGGGCAUCCCAGAGUUCUGGCUCACCAUCUUCAAACAUGUGGACAUGCUAGGAGAAAUGUUACAGGAGCAUGAUGAGCCAAUCCUGAAGCACUUGCAAGACAUAACAGUUAAAUUUUCUGAGCCUGGACAACCAAUGAGUUUUACAUUGGAGUUCCACUUUGAGCCCAACAGCUUCUUUAGCAACACUGUACUCACCAAAAUGUAUAAGAUGAAAUCGGAGCCUGAUUCAGCAGACCCCUUUUCUUUUGAGGGCCCAGAGAUUGUGGACUGUGAGGGCUGUAAGAUUGACUGGCAGAAGGGCAAGGAUGUAACAGUAAAGACCAUUAAGAAAAAGCAGAAGCACAAAGGAAGAGGGACAGUGAGGACCAUCACCAAGGAAGUGCCCCAGGAUUCCUUCUUUAAUUUCUUCAACCCAGCCAAAGCAUCUCCAGAUGGGAUGGAUGAGGACCUGGACUUCACUCUAGCCACAGAUUUUGAGAUUGGUCAUUUCUUCAGAGAGAGAAUCAUCCCCAGAGCAGUGCUGUACUUCACAGGAGAGGCUUUGGAAGAUGAUGAGAGUUUUGAAGAGGAGGACCUUGAAGAGGGAGAAGAGGAGGACCUUGACGAGGAGGGUGAAGAGGAAGAUGAAGGAGAUCUUGACCUCACAGCAUGAUUCAUUUCCACUCCAUUCCAUGCAUUCCUAGAAAGAGCCUCAACCAGCGGAGUGUAAACAGCAGUAAAGAAGCGAGACGGUCACAGCUCAUCUCUACAGUCGGAGUGAUCUCAGCCCUGCAGGACCUUCCAUCUACUCUCUUCAAUCAGCGCAAUAUGAAUCCAGAUGCCAUUUAGGAAAAUGCAUGAUCAUGUAUGAUUUCUGAUUUAUGUUUACGUUAUGCAGAGAGAACCACCUCUGCAUUCUUCAAAUCAAGGACAUUUGUUCAGAAACAAAAAUAUUGUUUGUCUACAUGCAAGUUCUGCAGUUCUUUUUCUUUCUUUUUCUUUUUUUAUGUUAAGGCCUUUUUGUAAGCUCUCCUGUGUUUGACUGGAAGUUCUGUACAAAGAGGUUGUUCUGUCCCCAAAGCACGUGCACUGUUAAAAGUAUACGUUUUUGAGGUUCUUUCACUUAAAACUGUGGAGGAAAAACAUUUUCUUCUCAAUAUCUUGUUUUAAAGGUUCCUCAAAAUAACUUAGCAGUUAAAUUACAAAUCAAAUAAAGAACCCCCAAAAGUUCCUCAAGGAACUUGUACAGUGUUAGUCAAAAGUUGCAAGACACCCUUUUAUUUUUAGAAAUAAAUUACGAAAUGUGGUGGCUUUCAAGAUGACAGCCAUGUUCUUGACGUACAGCCUAAAAGAUCCCCUUACCCAUUACUUUCUGGGUUAUUCAGAUACAUUUCGCUUCCCUUUUGUGUCUGAAAGAAUGGUGUCCUGCAGCCUUUGACUCUUUAAACACUUUAAACAGUGUACUCCUGUAUUUUCUUACCUCUUCCUAUCUUUUGCUAGACUGUAGCCAUUGUUUUGUGAUGUUAAAGAAUUUCAAAUUCACCCGUUGUUCUCAUCACACCAUGUAGGUCACUCAGGGUUUUUUAUACCAACACAGUAGUUACUGUCAACCAUGAAACUAAACUACUGUGAAUUUAUCCUGUGAGUUUAACAAAAGGAAAAUAUAUAUAUAUAAAUCAUCUGUUACAGCACAGUUAUUACUGUUAAGUGUUUGGGAGAAUUUGAGCCGACGUCUUCAUGUCUUGUCUCGUAGUACUGUAUGAAAGCAGCUAUAAUUUGCCGGCAGGGUUGAGGUCAGUUAAUUUUCAGCUUAGCAGAGCAGCCAGCAGUUUUAAUCUACUGCAUGAAUGCCUGUAUUAAAACAGACAGGUACAACUGAAAUUCAAAUCAGUCUCAAGUCCAAAAAGAGAUUUCUCUCUCCUCUUCUUUUUUUUCUUCUUCUAUAAGCUAUACUGAUAGUGACUGAUCUCAGCCCUGCAGGCCUGAACAAGCCUCACUCUUUUUUUUGGUAGGUCACGACAGCUCUUUCCUUCAGUGCAGGUGUUCAUGUAAAAACGGGCAAAAUUCAUUUCUUUUUUUCUUUGGUUGUUUUACUUUUUUCUUCUUCUGUAGAUUUGAACUUAUUUUGCGAGCACUGGUUAUUCUUUAUUCUUUCUAUUUACUUAAACGAUUUGCUUUAUUAAGUUUAAGUUUAUUAAGUUUGCUUUAUUAUUUGUGUAAACUAAAAGUUGCCAAUGCGUUUAGGUGUUGCUAUGAGAAGGUGACUUAAGGUGGGAUUUGUGACAUGUAAUUCUUCAUUAUCUUCAUUGUGAGUGAUCAGAAACUUCUGGGUGAAGUGUAGCUUGGUGAAUGUUAGCCUCAUGGCCUUCUUUUGCACAUCAUACCAUGAUAGACCUCAAAAAGAAAUAAAAACAAAAAUGUCCUCAUUUGUCUUUGUUAUGAUAAAAAAAAAUAAUACAAAAAAUACAGAAGUGUUGAUCGCUCAGAAUGAACCAUAUUAGGCAAAAGGCCUAAACAUCAUGGACUUUGGUCAUUAGGUUUGUAUUUUCAGCUGAAUUUCUAUCAUUUUCUGACCAUUACAGUGCAUUACAUGCACAAAAUCCCCUUUUUUUAAAGCUGAUUAUUAACUAAGGGUAGAUCUUACAUUCACUGCCCCAGUAUUAAAUGUAUGCUAGUAAUGGCCUUCAUGGGAUUUGUUUUUUUUCUGGGUUUUAAUGCAAUAUUGUUUUUGAUUUGUAUAAAAUAGUCAAGAGAAUUCUAUUAAACAUUGUGUAAUGUGAUAAACA
Molecule: messenger RNA, 3336 nt
Organism: Astyanax mexicanus (Mexican tetra)
Lineage: Eukaryota; Metazoa; Chordata; Actinopteri; Characiformes; Acestrorhamphidae
Gene: nap1l4a
Product: nucleosome assembly protein 1-like 4a
Exons: 15
Coding region: 162-1223 (353 amino acids)
Biological process (GO): nucleosome assembly
Cellular component (GO): chromatin; nucleus
Molecular function (GO): chromatin binding; histone binding
Source: RefSeq, a predicted model, not a curated record